UGUAUAUGUGAUUUCAUAUUUACGCGAAGAUGUGAAUUUCUUAUUUAAAGGUUGGUUGUUCACACUUCAUACCAUUCUCAAACGAUCAUGGCCAAGAAAUCUAUGUUCAGAUACUGCUUGGUGGAUGCAUUUACCGAUUCGGCAUUCAAGGGUAACCCUGCAGCAGUGUGUCUGCUGGAGGAGGAAAGAGACGAAGCGUGGAUGCUCGCGGUGGCGCGUGAGCUCAACGCUCCCGUCACUUGCUAUUUGACUCGGAUGCCCCACGGCAGCAACGAGUUCCGCCUCCGCUGGUUUACAACGGUCAGGGAGGUAAAAUUGUGCGGGCAUGGAACAUUAGCCGCGUCUCACUUUGUGUUCGAACAAGAUCCAGCCAACUCCGACACCAUCCGCUUCUCGACCAUGUCUGGAAUUUUGACGUCGAAACGAAUUCCUCAAAACGCCUCAAACUUCCUUAUUGAGCUGGAUUUCCCAUCCAUCCCUAUGGCUGAAUGUGAAGAAGAAUAUACUCCCUCUAUUUUGAAGAGCUUGAACGUUACUUCCGUCAAUCAAAUCUACAAGACAACUACUUUUGAAGCUUUUCUCAUCGUUGUGGUGGGAUCAAGUGAGGAGGUUGUUGAAGUGGUUCCUGAUUUCGACGAGAUACGGAAAUUGCCUUGCCAAGGAUUAAUCCUUACCGGAGUCGCACCGACCGCCUCACGGUUCGACUUUUUCACACGACUUUUCGCUCCAGUAACGGGGGUUGAUGAGGAUCACGUGUGUGGAAGCGCUCAUUGCGCCUUAGUCAACUACUGGAGCACGCAGCUUGGAAAGCAUGAUUUCGUGGCGUAUCAAGCAUCACAAAGAAGUGGAGUUUUAAACAUACACCACGACCAAAAGAAUAAGAGGGUGUUACUUCGUGGGGAUGCUGUCACGAUUAUGGAAGGCUCUCUUUUAGUUUAAAGCACACUAUGAUAAAUAUUUAUAUAUUGCUUGAUUUGUGCAAUGUGACUUCUUAAUAAAAACAUUCCAUAAUGUGAGAUAUAUUACUACUCCCUCUGUCCCCGAUUAAGAGUUACACUUUUCCAUUUCGGUCUGUCCCCA
Salvia hispanica is the source of this 1080-nucleotide messenger RNA. RefSeq lists its product as uncharacterized. The record is from RefSeq and is a predicted model, not a curated record. Gene Ontology annotation, biological process: biosynthetic process. Lineage: Eukaryota; Viridiplantae; Streptophyta; Magnoliopsida; Lamiales; Lamiaceae. Gene Ontology annotation, cellular component: cytoplasm. Gene Ontology annotation, molecular function: isomerase activity.